Messenger RNA from Rotaria sordida, 3222 nucleotides. Lineage: Eukaryota; Metazoa; Rotifera; Eurotatoria; Philodinida; Philodinidae. The record is from the annotation of a GenBank genome assembly.
AUGAUCGUCCGUCAAAUAUUCAUUACUUUACAUCAAAAUAUUCGUUAUUCUGCACAACUAUGUGUUUCGAUUCAUUGCAAAGAAAUAUUAGAAUUAAUAUUAAAUUCAGAACUCGAACGAAUAACUUCGAAUAUCCAUUAUACAUCUAAGAACAUCACUAAACCAUAUUUAUUAAUGAUUAGCAGUUGUUCAGAAGAUUUAGAACUUUAUCUUAAACAAUAUUUACUUGAAUUUGUGGAUGUAGCAAAUAAUUUACAGCAUAAUAUCAAAGAAGAACAUGUUGCUAUCAUUAUCAAAUGGAUAAUCGAGAUGUCAAUAGCUUUAUUUUGUCCAACAAAAUUCUCGAGUGAAUUCUACGAAUGGAUUUUUACAUUUCUUCAUAACCAACGAUUUCCUCGAGUUCAAAAAGCAAUUUUCAAUGCUCUGAAUUCGAUAUUUAUUGAUUAUCUUACAGAAGAACAUCAUGUUCUUAUGCAAAAUAAUACAAUUAUUCAUUUGGAAAAAGUUAUUUAUUCUUGGAAUACAUAUUCCAAAGAUGUUCUAGCUGUUUGUUUACUGGCUUAUGCUGAUCGUAAAACUUUAGUGCAACUGUAUAAUGCGUUUGGUGGAGUUACAGAUGAUCUUAUUGAUAUGUUAAAAUGGAUUGAAUUUGUUGAGGAUGGCGAUGGAUGGAUAUAUCUUGAACAUAUAAAACAAAUAUCCGAUAGAGAUAUGAUUGAAAAGAUAUUUCAAUCUUUAGAUUUAAUGGCAUGUAAUAUUAAAUCCCGACGUUUUUCGUCUAUAUUAAAAUUACUUGUUCAGCUUACUCAAACCGAUGUUGUAUCUUUCUUGGAAGCACAUCAACAUAUCUCAUUCAUCAUUAAUGAUUUUUCGUUUGAGGAUGAUGAUAGCACAUGGGAUGACGAGAAAGAGAUUUUUGAUCUUUUAUUAAAUCUUAGUUGUAUUAGAAAAGUAUCCUCAUUAGAGUCGAAAGAAAAACUGUUUACUGAGAGUGAUAUUGACAAAAAAUUCAAGAAAGAAAUUCAGUAUGUUAAGGAUAAGUCAGCUCUAUUUCUUAGAAGAAAUUAUUUCUUUACCAUAUUUCGAUCAGUUUCGAGUUGUUAUAAAUAGGAAGGUUGUCCUAUUCUUCUAUCAAACACUCGCAUCAGCACUCAUUCUUUUCCAUAUUAAAUGCCAUUAUAAUAAAUUGCUAUCACUUAUUUAGAGAAUUGUUUGUCUUCAUGUACUGAUUUAUGCUUUGUUUGGUUCGGAGCUAAAAGUUUUCUGUAUGUUUAUUAUAUACGCAUUUUGAACACAUGAAAUCAUAUUUUACUGAUGUGAGCUUAUAUAAAAUAAAGAUACAAAAUAUCAUACGGCGUGUUUCGACAAUUGCUCAAAUGAUCUUCAUCAUGUAGGUUAAGACUUUAAAAGUACAUAUGAAAGCAAAUCGGUGAAGUAAGAAUUUGUCCAACAAAAUUCGACAAGAAAUUUCCAAGGAUUUGGAAAAGAGCUACCACCAAACUUUUCUAUCACGGUGAAAGAUCUCGUUAGGUAGCUUGAAACUUUGUAUGAGUUAGUCCUUUUUUUUGGUUUAAAGAAAUGAAACAUUUCUCUCAUAUUGAAAAUAAAUCAAAGAAAAGCAAUGAAUGUGUGACUCUAGUGGUGAGUUAAGAACAAGGGGGAAACAGCAUACUUUUGCACUUCAAGUACUUUGAGCUACUUUAAGCUACUUUAGGCUUACUUCAAGUAGAGUACUUUGAAGUACUUUACAACUUCAAAUUUACUUGCAGUUACUUCAAGCUACUUCAAGCUACUUUAAACUACUUUAAGCUACUUUAAGCCUACUUCAAGCCUACUUCAAGUAAAGUACUUUGCCGUACUUUUCUACUUCAAGUCUGCUGUUUCCCCCUUGGUCAAGAAUCAAUUUAAGAAAAAUAUGUUGAGAAGCAUGUGAGUUUAUAUGGAAGGAAAAUUAAGAGCAUCGCACUAGUGGUUGAAACUGCAGUUGACAUAGUCGGCCUGAGCAAUUUUUAGAAUCUGUUAGCACAUCCAAAUUAAAAUUAAUACUUUCGGAGCGAUUCGAUUUUUGUAGAAAAUAGCUUUAACAAGUCCAUUUUCAUAUGCAUUCACCUGCAGAUAAAUGCACAUUGUAGUCUUUCUAGUAUGUGCUUCUAGUUGUUUUUCUUUUUCUUGUUUCUAUCAUUUCAUAAGCAGCCUCUUUCAUGUCGAAAUGAAUAAUUACUCAAUUUUGUUUUUUUCUCUUUCUUAUAUAUAUUGCGUAGUAGGAACGAUAUAACCAAACGAAAUCUCGAUUCUCUUGUGUGUCUAAAAACAACUGAGGUUUUUCGAAGAUUUACAUGCCGUUUGAAGGAAUUGAUACAGAAGACAGCGGUAACUCAUUGAGUAAUGUGAGUGCGGGUGUGGGUGGGUGUGGGGUGGGGGUGAGGGUGAGGGUGAGGGUGUGGGUGUGGGUGUGGGUGUGGGGUGAGGGUGUGGGUGUGGGGUGAGGGUGUGGGUGUAGGGUGAGGGUGUGGGGUGAGUGUGUGGAUGUGGAUGUGGGUCUUCUCUUCGUUCCUACAUCCACCCACACCCUAAAAAUAAGAUUAUUUUUUGAUGUUCAACAUUAUUUCCUCAGUAUUCAGGUUUUACUACCCAGUAGGAGAAACCAACGCUGGAAAACCUUAGGAUUCUUUAGAUUCUCCAGCGAUUGGCAUUGUGUUACUUUUUUACAUCAUUGAUCGUUCUUUUCGUUCCCGCUGCUAAUGAAGAAUCAAAUACAAAACGCUCCGCUAUUGGUGAGAUGGAAAAAUAGGAUAUACAUUGCUUUAGAGCUCCUUUUUUUUGAGGUGGCGACAUCAAAUGACGCUGGCGUACUGAUCUUUUCAACAGUGUUCUUCGCUUUUGGUUAUAAUGGCUAUGCAUCCUUUUGAUAACCACCGCUUGGCUUCUUAUCACGUUCCUUCUCAACGUAUCCAAUUGUCCAAGAGGCUAUUUGAGUCCUGGUGGUAGCCAUGAACAUGGCAAAUAUCAGAGCUGUAUGAGAGGUAGGUGGCAUUCUAAACUUAAAACUUGCCCAAUCUGUUUCAAUUAUAUUCAUUUUUGAGGCGUCGCUCAGUACAUCGAUCAUUUUAUUUUGACAGAUUCUUACAUGUGGUUUUGUAGGAGGGUGUGGGUGUGGGUGUGGGUGUGGUUGUGGGGUGGGUGUGGGUGUGGGUGUGGGUGUGGGCGUGGGCGGGGUGUGGG